CUCUCUCUCUCUCUCUCCUUUUUGGAUCUCUGAGGGGGAGGGAAGAGAAAGAUGACUUCUCCUCUCGCAGUAAGAUCCGUUCUCUCUCUUCUUCUCUCCCUCUUCUUCUCUUUCCUUUGUUUUUCUACGAGUGAGGUAUUUGGAGAAGAACAGAGAGAGUUCGAUUACUUCCUUUUAGCUCUUCAAUGGCCUGGUACUAUCUGUCAAAGAACUCACCAUUGCUGUCCUAAAAACGGUUGCUGCCAAAGCUCACUUCCUCUAACCGAGUUUACAAUCCAUGGACUCUGGGUCAAUUACAAUGAUGGAAGCUGGCCAGCAUGCUGUAGCCGGCGCGAUUUUGAUAUAAAAAAGAUCACAUCAUUGAUGGGAAUGCUUGAAAAGUAUUGGCCAUCCUUAAGUUGCAGCUCUUCCUCACUUUGCCAUGGUGGAAAAGGACUGUUUUGGGCACAUGAGUGGGAAAAACAUGGGACUUGUUCAUUUCCAGUAAUUCAGGAUGAAUACUGCUACUUUUCAACUGCCCUCAACCUCUACUUCAAGUAUGACAUGACGAAAAUUCUGACUGAUGCUGGAUACGUGCCUAACAAUACAUGCAAAUAUCCAUUGGGAGACAUUGUUGCCACCAUCGAGGACACUUUUGGGGCAUCCCCAUUAUUGGUCUGCAAACAUGGUGCUGUGGAAGAGCUUCAUAUAUGCUUCUAUAAGGAUUUCAAGCCUCGCGAUUGCAUAAUUGGAUCUAGCACUCAAGAUGACAUGCUCAGUUCAAGGUCGUCUUGCCCCAGAUAUAUCAGCCUACCAGAAUACUCUCCGCUCAUGCUUCAAGAUGGAAAUGCAGCAAUUCCAUGGCUACCAGACAUUGAUGCUCUCUAGCCUUCGGGGGGUUUGAAAGAUACUGGACAGCCCAUCUAGUAACUUCUGUCCCAUGAGAUUGGACAACCCAUCUGGUGUGUAUACUACAGCCUACAAUGUGGAGAGCGAACAGCUGCCUUGGUAUUUGUUUUUAUAGUAACAGAACUAUUAGAUAACCUCAGUUUACUGCGUAUAAUCAAUAAAAUGCUCUUUGCAGCUUUAAUUCAGAUUAGUAAGAUGGCAGAUGCAAUGGUUACUGUGUGCAGUAUUUCGGAGGGAGAUGGUCCAUGUAUGCCGUUAAAAUUAUAAAAGAAAAAAGAAACUGUUAUGCA
Molecule: messenger RNA, 1178 nt
Organism: Magnolia sinica
Lineage: Eukaryota; Viridiplantae; Streptophyta; Magnoliopsida; Magnoliales; Magnoliaceae
Product: ribonuclease 2-like
Exons: 9
Coding region: 52-867 (271 amino acids)
Biological process (GO): RNA catabolic process
Cellular component (GO): extracellular region
Molecular function (GO): RNA binding; ribonuclease T2 activity
Source: RefSeq, a predicted model, not a curated record